Owenia fusiformis is the source of this 2494-nucleotide messenger RNA. The record is from the annotation of a GenBank genome assembly. NCBI's taxonomy places the organism in Eukaryota, Metazoa, Annelida, Polychaeta, Sabellida, Oweniidae.
CCCUGCCUUGAGACGACGGAAUCACAGGGAUCGUCAAAAUGUUCCGCCAUCUCACCCAGAGCAUAUAGAGAGACGUGGUGCCUUCCAACCCCCAAGUCCUGGCAAUCGUGCCCCCCUGCACCCGGCAGCCCUACCCCACCAGACAACACACCAUCAGCCUGUCAUCAUAGAUAUGAACAGACUACCACCUACCUCACAAGUGAAUGCAGCCACUCCGUACGCCGUACCAGUCUGUACUGCAUCACACCAUCACCCAGCAUGCACUGGGGCACAUAUCCCAGUGUGCACCACACAGCCAUCAUGGAGUAUCCCAGGAUGCACUAUGAUCCCAGCAUGCAGUAUGCAGCAUAUCCCAGCAUGCAACUUACAGCAGCUCCAUCAGAUCCCAAUGGCUCCUGGUUCGUAUCAUCCCUCAAUGUUACAGCCCAAUCCAGUGAACCAACAGUUCGCCGCCAACAAUCUGCCACCACCUCCGCCUCAUGUACCCCAGCCACCACAUAACAGCAACCCACAUCCUCAUCAGGCUGGACAGCAUCAAGCGCAGCACCAACACCCGCAGCAACAGCAACCACAACAUCAGCAUCCUCAGCAUCAUCACCCCCAACAUCACUUUGUGCCAACUUCACACCCUAGACAGGAUGAUGAUGUUCAGAUAAUUGCGGAACACCGGCCACCCCGGCACCCCUACAUUCCCUCUCACCCCAGUAUGCCCGGCCAUCAGGCUGCUGGGCUCAAUCCUUCACCCCCAGUAUUGUUACAGGAACCACCAAUCGUGCCCAUCGCACAUGACCUAUUCGGGCCUUAUUCCCAAUAUCGCAGACGUUUAGCACGUAACCCAACAAGAUGGAGAACAAAUCUAGUGCCUCCCCCACCCCCUCCUUACCCAGGGUUCUUGCUACACUUCCUGGCAAUGAUGGGUAACUCGCCAUGGCAGCAACCGUAUGGCAUUGACCUUGAAACUGACGCUGCUGAGGUAGAAAACUACGAGGCUCUCCUUAACCUCGCAGAACGUCUAGGCGAGGCCAAACCCAGAGGUCUCACAAAAACUGAAGUGGAACAACUCCCAAAUUAUCGAUUUAGCCCUGAUACAAAGCGUUCAAUCAACGAUCAGACAUCAUGUGUUGUUUGCAUGUGCGAUUUUGAGGCGAAGCAGCUGUUGAGAGUUCUGCCUUGUUGUCAUGAGUUCCAUUCGAAAUGCGUCGAUAAAUGGCUGAAGUCCAAUCGCACUUGCCCAAUAUGCAGAAAAGAUGCAUCAGAGUCCAUGAGCCAAUCAGAUUGAAGAGAAUAUUUGCUCCAGAUGACAGGAUAGGAACAGUGUUGGAACAACAGACACUUUUCCUAACAAUUAUUGAAUAUGCCACUAUUUGUCAAAAAAUGGGCGAAAUUGUAAGAUAACAUGUAUUCUGAAUGGUAAACGUUACCUUGUUAAAAUUUAGGGCCUUCAAUUAAAGGGGACAGGGUUCUAUAUACAAGCACAAAAUAAUCAGCCAAUCAAUCCCAGUAUAUUUAGCAAAGUAAAGUAAGUAAAUGGGAAAAGCGUUGACACAAUUCAAUUGUCGACCCAAAAAGCAAUUGAUAUCUCUCUGUAUUGUAUAAAAACAUAUGUAUCUUCUCAUGUUAUGAUAUUUAAUCUUCAAUUUUGAGUGUUGUAUAUUCUAACUGAAAAAUAAUGAAUGGCCUUGAACUUCUUGUUUUUUUCUCGUUAGAUAUAUUCAUUAGAUAGUAGAAAAACACUUGCAUGUGAAGCUGUAUAAAAGCUUUAACGUGAUUUUCAAAUUCAUAGAUUAUCGAGAAAUUAUCAAAAUUAUUAUUCUUACAAUAUAAGCAUGUCUUUUAUCAUAUAAGCGGCUUUUAUGAUAUCUGUAUAUUUAACUAUCUAACUUUUGCAUGUUCCAUAUAUGGUCAUAUAAAUCUUCCCUCGUUUACAUCGAAUUUGACAACUUUACUUUUAUUGGUGAAGGUGUUUCACUUCUCAAUGUUUAUGUUGUCCCAAGUAUUUUUUUCUUAAUAUCGAACUUCAUACUUUCAAAUAAAUAGUAGCGUGUGCUCUAAAUGUCCAACCUAAUGUACGUGUAUAUACACAAUGUAUUAUAUUUACACACUUUGACAGAUCUUUUACCUUGCUUUAAUCUCCCAUUUAUUCACCAGAUAGCGCUGUUGUAUACUGCUAUAUAUGGAAUGGUUACCUCCCCCUUUAAUAGAUGGCACCCUAUAUUUUAACAUAGUUAAUACAUUGCUUAAUAGGUGGCUGAAUAAAGGCUAAUAGUACCUUAAAAAAAUAUCAAUGCAAGUUACGCAUAUGUGUUUAAUGGAAAAUACAUAUUUGAAUGUUACCCAUUGCAUGUGUGUUUCCUUUUGGUACAGUUUACACUGAACCUGGUUUGUUUGAUACAGUUUAUACUGUGCCUAGUUUCUUUGGUACAGUUUAUACUGUAUCUAGUUUCUUUGGUACAGUUUAUACUGUAUCUAGUUUCUUGGUACAGUUUAUACUGUA